UAUCAAAUACAAAACAUUUUGCACCUCGAUAUAAGAGUCAAAACACAUCUGUAUUGAAAGGCGAGCGCGCCUAUUGAUCAGAAAACGAAGGGAAACAUCCUUGCGGUCGAAAGUCCGAGAAAAACUUGUUGUUCCAGGGACACUGUAAAAGAAGACAGACUUUUAAUGCCAAGCCACAACCCAGUCAAGGAGAUUAUGGAUCGUCGAGUGAAAUUUCCCCACGAUUUGGUUUUCCAUGACAUGGUCAAAGAUGGAGACCCAUCUGAAAUGUGCUCGUUUCUGAAACGGCCAAGUGUUGAUACAGAAAUGCUGGUUAACACUCAAGGAGGCCAAGCAAAUCCAGAUUUUCAUCAGCUUGUCAAAGACGGGAACUUAAAAUGCAUUCGCAUGCUUGUGACUCUGGGAGCAGAUGUGAAUAUGAGAGAUGAGGAUGGUUGUACACCUCUUCACCACAGCGUCACAGCCGGGAAUAUAGCGGUGACGAAAUUUCUCCUUCGUAGCGGAGCUAACCCUGAUAUCAAUAACUACGAUGGCCAGUGUCCUGUUGAUCUAACGGACGAUUUCGACUUGAUCGAAAUGCUGGUGAAGCAUUCACCAGAGGAAAUAAGACGAAAAAGCAUGGCAGCAGCGAAAUGAGACAGAUUGUGAGGAGAGAACAAAUUGUUCAAAUUUUUGUAUACAGAAGGCAGAAUCUGCUUUAAUCUGACUUCUUAACUUAAUGCAAACUAUAGCAGAGCUCCUACGGACGUUUUACUUUAGACAAUUUGAAAAUGCGGUGAUACAAAGACUCCUAUAAAUCGCCGGGACACUUCAGCAGAACGGGAAAGUAAUGGCAACAAAGAGCUGGAAAUGUUUACAUUCAUAUAAAAAGCAAGAAUGCAUUGCUUUUGAUGAGCUUUCGACCUUGUUCUUUUUCGUUAGGCACCGGCUGAUAAGUUCGAGAAUUACGCCGAUCACAAAAGCUUUUUGGCUAAAAAAAAGCGGACAUUUCUAAGGAGGAGUCGAGUUCUAAAUGUGGCUGUCGCUAGCAAUAAAAUGCAAAAUAUUGCGAAAAUUCGCUUCAUCAAGUACUUGUAAAAUAUAUAUUCAAUUAUUCUGAGUGAGGUUAGGGAAAAGGGUAACCCGUUAAAUAUUUAUUGCUCAUCCAAAUGCCGCAGAUUUCCUCGGUGCUUUUAAUUCUGUAUAGUUAACAGCGCGGACUUGCGUUUAUUAGGAAUUAAGAAUUCUCUUGAAGAUGAACCACGCGCCGGUUUUGUCGAUUGAGCAAUCUUGUAGACAUACAUAAGUCAACAAAGUCAAGCGAUAUGUAAUUGUAGAGUUUGGGCUCAUUCACGAUAAGGUUGUUAAGUUAUAUGCGAAUUAAAGGAUCAGUUUAAAACGA
Molecule: messenger RNA, 1381 nt
Organism: Pocillopora verrucosa
Lineage: Eukaryota; Metazoa; Cnidaria; Anthozoa; Scleractinia; Pocilloporidae
Product: protein phosphatase 1 regulatory subunit 27-like
Molecular function (GO): protein binding
Source: RefSeq, a predicted model, not a curated record